Procambarus clarkii (red swamp crayfish) is the source of this 4236-nucleotide messenger RNA. RefSeq names its product major facilitator superfamily domain-containing protein 12. Gene Ontology annotation, cellular component: plasma membrane. Lineage: Eukaryota; Metazoa; Arthropoda; Malacostraca; Decapoda; Cambaridae. The record is from RefSeq and is a predicted model, not a curated record. Gene Ontology annotation, molecular function: symporter activity. Gene Ontology annotation, biological process: carbohydrate transport.
UGGAGGGCUACACUCAUACGCCAGCUCUCGCCACGAGCUACUCCACCUCUCUAUUGGUGUUGCAGCUUUGCUUGAACUGGUUGCGGUGUGUGCUGACGGUAGCUGAUGUGUUAAUGGUGUGACUUGACGGUAGCUAGUGUGCUGACGGUACCUGGUGGGACCUGAUGGGACCUGGUGGGACCUGGUGGGACCUGGUGGGACCUGGCGGUACCUGUUGUGCUGAGGGCGUGACCAGCUCUGUACACAGGCCAACAUAGUGUGACCUGAUAAAUAAAUAAUUCUACGACUCACAAUAAAUGGUAGCGGGUGAGUGUGAACGAGACCAGUAUUGAAUGUGACAUCCCGUGACCCACGAUAAUCCUGAGUGGCACUGAGCUACUGAGUGCCAGGUUCCCGAGUGCGAGGCAAGCUGCGGCACCUGCUGUUGCAGCUUCAGCGACGACGCCUCCACCUACCCUGCACGAGCUCGAAACGACUCGUGCUGUCAUCAGAGGAGAAAACCUUCACUCAAAUUACAUUAUUAAGAAGAGUCUUUGGGGCCGAAGAGACCAGACAACGUCUACAGCAAGAGUGUGGUAGUCGCUGCUGCCCUGGGACCAGCUGGACGGCUCGCCUAGACUCCUGCUCCUGCCUUCCGCGCCUCCCGGCACUCUUCCGGCAGCCACCACUCCACACGCAGCUGCUGGUCCAAUUGCUGCUGACGACUGGCAACACAUAGGGCGCCCCGCUCCUGCUGGUGGCAGACUCUGCCCACUGACUACCUCGGGGGGCUGACAAUAUCCACGCCAGCAUCCCCUGCGAGAGGCGUGCGUGCCACCCGUUGACCUUCCAGGCACCCGGCCAGGGCCGACACCAAGCACAAUGGAUAAGCAAUCUCUGCCGUGGAUAACUAAACUGAGCUAUGGCGUGGGUCACGUUUUCAAUGACCUGUGCGCCUCCAUGUGGUUCACAUACCUCCUCAUGUACUACGAGAAGGUACUGUUGUUCAGCCCGACCAUGGCGGGGCUGGUGCUCCUGGUGGGGCAGAUCGCUGACGGCAUCAGCACCCCGCUCGUGGGCAUAUUCUCCGACAAGGAAAACAAACUCCCCGUCUGCGCCAGAUACGGACGCCGGAAAGUGUGGCACUUGAUAGGCACAGUGUUGGUGUUCGUGAGCUUCCCUUUCAUCUACAACAGUUGCUUGGGAUGCCAGGAGGCGGACAUGUGGGCGCAAUUUGCAUACUACUGCGUCUUCGUCUGUAUCUUCCAGUUUGGCUGGGCGAGUGUGCAAAUCUCCCACCUGGCGCUCAUUCCUGAUCUCACCUACAAAAAACACCAGAGAACAGAACUCAAUUCUAUCAGGUACGCCUUCACAGUGCUGGCCAACCUGAGCGUCUUCGCCAUCACCUUCGUGGUCCUCAACACCAGCGCCAACGUCCCGAGCUCCAACGGCAACAACUCCACAAUGAGCACCACCAUCGAGCCCUCCUCCAGCAGCGACCUCGUGGACGGAUAUACGGAGAUCGUCCCUGGCUCCAACCAAGACAAUACUGACACCAUCGGCCCCGAGGACGCCACCAAGUUCAGAAACGUGGCAGUCAUCUGCUGCGUGGUGGGCGCGGUGUUCUCCCUGGUGUUCCACGUCGGGGUGAGGGAGCCCGUCUUCGUCUCCCACAAGACAAAGGUCAUCCUGGCCGCCCAGGAGAAUGAAGCCAAGAUCAAGAAGGCCAUGAGGAAACUCGACUGGUUCAAGGAGUUGCCAUUCUAUCAGGUCGCCAUCCUCUACAUGGUCACACGCCUCUAUGUCAACCUUUACCAGGUAUACAUCCCGCUGUACGUGCAGGACACCUUACUCUUGAGCGAGAGCUACGUGGCCACCGUGCCCUUCUCCAUGUACCUGGCCGGCUUCGUCGGCUCCCUCAUUAUGAAGGAGAUCAACAAGAAGAUAGGAAGGAAGGCCACCUUCACCCUGGGCUGCUGUGUGGGGCUGGCGGGGUCUCUGUGGGUGUGGUAUGGAGACGGUUCCUACUACACCCACUGGGGCGUGUUCCUCGUGGCGGCGCUGCUGGGGAUCGGGGGUUCCACACUCCUCAUCACCUCCCUCUCCAUCACCGCCGACCUCAUCGGGGAGAACGUGGAGGGCGGCGCCUUCGUGUACGGCUUCAUGAGUCUGGUAGACAAGUUCUCCAACGGAAUUAUCAUCAUGGUCAUCCAGAACUCCGACCCAGACCAGUCGUGGUACUACCGCAGUGUCAUUACCUUCGCUUGCGGCUCCGCCUGCGUCCUGGGCAUCUUCGUCACCAUCACCCUCAGGAACGUCAAAAUUGGACAAAGACAUGGAACCUCGCCUGUGUUAGAAAUCUUGGCGGAGAGCGACGACUCCAGCAGCAGCCUGGAGGGAGUCGACAACCCGGUCAUUUCUGUCAUUUCAGAGGUCAAGUGGAAGCCCAGCAGCUGCCAGCCAGGCCUUGAGAGCCCACACGACCUGCGUCACUGUGAAGUCCCCGCUUCAUGCCAACACAGAACAACCACAGGGCCAGACAGUUCAUACAGCGCUGGCCUGGGACAAUUGCCAGAGAAGUCUGGUAUUCCGCAGCGCCGGCCAGAGGAAGCCCCGAACAUGUACCAGCUGGGCGUAACUGACAUCUUGAAAGUAUGUCAGUCCAAAGUUGAGGAGUAAAUUGAGUUGGGUGUAGUGGUGGUACAAAGAGUACCAGUGAACCCUGCCCUGUGUCCUGGUGCUAUCUAGUAUCUGAUUCACACUUUGUCGAUAGAAUUUCUAGACAUUUCGUAUUAGGAAUUGCUGUUUUUUCAUGGCGGAACAUGAAACAUUACUGAAUGGUUCCGCCCUUUGAUGUAGUGGUAUAUUCUUGUAGAAGACGAGCAGCGGUGCCCUCAGGAGAGAUUACUAUGGAAUGCGCACCAAGGUGUCCUUCUGCAGUAGCCAGCACCGGGAAGGUGAAGUGUGCGAGUGUGUAAAGGAGACAUUACUUGCUAAGUGGCACAAACACGCCCAGGUUGGACAAAUCUUCAGUCUUCGCCAAAACAAUCCGUGUUCGUAGUGAACUCGCCAAACUGAACAAUACAUGUGCUGAAAACGUUUUCGCCGCGUAAUUCCUAAGAUGAUACACCUAGCAUAAGAUUUGUUGUCUACCUAGUCUCCUCACCGCUACUUGGAGCUCCACCAAAGAGUCUUGCAUUAUAAUGGAGUUAGAGUAGCCAGGAUUCUGCAAUACAAAGGUGUGUGUGAGAUAUCUGUGAUCUCAGUCUUUCCUCUGACGAGUCCUGUGCAGCACCAUCCUUCACCUCCUCUGACGAGUGAGACGAGUCCUGUGCAGCACCACUUUUCACUAGUAGCUAAGGAAUACCACACCAAGGGUCAUGUAUAUAACAUUUUGUGUAACAUGUUUAUAAUCAAAUUAAUCGUGUCGAUAUAUUGAUGCCAGAACCAAGAGUUUCUGUAAAUCUUUGGAAACCUUUCGCUUCCGAAGGAGAUAUUGUGUGGUGUGACGUGGCCACACCAGCUACACUGUGGGGGGUAUGACGUGGCCACACCACCCACACUGUGGGGGGUAUGACGUGGCCCACACCACCCACACUGUGGGUGGUAUGACGUGGCCCACACUGUGGGGGGUAUGACGUGGCCACACCACCCACACUGUGGGUGGUAUGACGUGGCCCACACCACCCACACUGUGGGUGGUAUGACGUGCCCACACCACCCACACUGUGGGUGGUAUGACGUGGCCCACACCACCCACACUGUGGGGGGUAUGACGUGGCCCACACUGUGGGGUAUGACGUGGCCCACACCACCCACACUGUGGGGGGUAUGACGUGGCCCACACUGUGGGGUAUGACAUGGCCCACACCACCCACACUGUGGGGUAUGACGUGGCCCACACCACCCACACUGUGGGGGGUAUGACGUGGCCCACACUGUGGGGUAUGACAUGGCCCACACCACCCACACUGUGGGGUAUGACAUGGCCCACACCACCCACACUGUGGGGGGUAUGACGUAGCUACACCACCCACACUGUGGGGUAUGACGUGGCCCACACCACCCACACUGGGGGGUGUGGAGCGGUCCCCCCCCUCCUCACAUGUAAAGUACGUGUAGUGUGUUCCUUAUCUCAUCCAAAUAUCAAAAUAUUGUUAUUGUUGUGAUAUGUGUUAACUUCCGUUAACGGGUAUCGCAGACUACCAUGUUUAACCUAUAAUGUACCGUUUAUAUAUAUAUAUAUAUAUAUAUAUA